Molecule: messenger RNA, 6990 nt
Organism: Drosophila ananassae
Lineage: Eukaryota; Metazoa; Arthropoda; Insecta; Diptera; Drosophilidae
Gene: Dcr-1
Product: endoribonuclease Dcr-1
Exons: 5
Coding region: 125-6883 (2252 amino acids)
Biological process (GO): apoptotic DNA fragmentation; pre-miRNA processing; siRNA processing
Cellular component (GO): cytoplasm; nucleus; RISC complex
Molecular function (GO): deoxyribonuclease I activity; RNA binding; protein binding
Source: RefSeq, a predicted model, not a curated record
AGGGAUUUUCGCAGGCCCUCAAUACGGUCACACUAGCAUGCUGCAAGCCGGUGUUUGGAAGAUUUUAUUAAAAUAGUGCCAAUAGCGAGAGAUUUGUGAAUCCCCUUCACCACCAAUCGCCGAAAUGGCGUUCCAUUGGUGCGAUAAUAACCUACACACCACAGUGUUCACGCCGCGCGACUUCCAGGUGGAGCUGCUGGCCUCCGCCUUCGAGCGGAACACCAUAAUAUGUUUGGGCCAUCGGAGCUCCAAGGAGUUCAUCGCCCUCAAGCUGCUCCAGGAGCUAUCCCGCCGGGCCCGAUGUCGCGGCAAAGUCAGCGUAUACUUAAGCACCCAGGUUGGUCGCAACACGGAGCCCACAUCCAUUUACACCAUGCUUUCCCACCUGACCGAUCUGCGAGUGUGGCAAGAGCAGCCGGACAUGCAGGUGCCUUUCGACCAUUGCUGGACCGACUAUAAUGUAUCCAUCCUAAGACCGGAGGAGUUUAUUUCCCUGUUGGAGGCUAGAGAACUCCUCUUAAGCAGUGUGGAAUUGAUUGUCCUGGAAGAUUGCCACGAUAGUGAGGUCUAUCGCAGGAUACUGCCCCUCUUUGAGGACCAUAUUCUUCCGGCUGCUCAUCACGACAGACCCCGUAUCCUUGGCCUGGCUGGACCACUGCACAGUGCCGAAUGUGAGCUGCAAGAACUGAGCGCCAUGCUGGCCACUCUCGAACGGAAUAUUCUCUGUCGGAUUGAGACGGCCAGUGACAUUGUCACCGUGCUCCGGUAUUGCUCCCGACCCCACGAAUACAUUGUUCAGUGUGCCCCCUACGAAAUGGACGACCUGUCGCUGGUCCUAGCCGACGUCCUAAACACUCACAAAGCGUUCUUGACGGACCAUCGUUACGACCCAUAUGAGAUCUACGGCACGGACCAAUUCAUGGAGGAUCUGAAAGACAUUCCUGAUCCCAAACUGGACCCGUUAAACGUCAUUAAUUCAUUGCUGGCUGUGCUGCACGAGAUGGGUCCGUGGUGCACCCAAAGAGCUGCCCAGCACUUCUACCAGACCAACGAAAAGCUGAAGGUUAAGACGCCCCACGAACGUCAUUACCUUCUCUACUGUUUGGUGAGCACAGCCCUAACCCAGCUGCACGCUCUGUGCGACCACACGUUCCAACGGCAACAGGCAGCCGGAGAGGAUCCCCGGCACAUAGUCGAGCGCUAUUCCAGUCCCAAGGUGCGGAGGCUGCUCCAAACUUUGCGCUGCUUCAAACCGGAGGAAAAUCUCACUCAAGUGGACGGAAUGCGAAAAAUGCGGCAUCAGGUGGAGCAGGCAGAUUUCGGGCGGCUGUCCCAGGCUCUCGAAAGUAAAUGCCAGCUAGUGGAUCAGUUGGAGCAGCCGCCCAUAGAGACAAGAGCCCUGGUGGCCCAUCUGGAGCAGAUUCUGCACUCGUCAGAGGAAAAAAAACAGGCGAAGUGUAACUUCCACGCGACUACAACGGCUCCAACGGUUCAUGGAAAACGCAAAUCCGCCGAGACCGGGACUCAGCCUCGAGCUCGAAGACGCGUUUAUACGAGGCGGCAUCACCGGGAUCAGAACGACGGAAGCGACACGCUAUGCGGCCUCAUUUAUUGCAAUCAAAAUCACACGGCUCGGGUGCUCUUCGAGCUUCUGGCGGAGAUGAGCCGGCGUGACCCCAAUCUUAAGUUCCUGCGCUGCCAGUAUACCACGGAUCGCGUGGCCGAUCCCGCCACAGAGCCCAAGGAGGCGGAACUGGAGCACCGACGGCAGGAGGAAGUGCUUAAACGCUUCCGCAUGCACGACUGCAAUGUUCUGAUAGGAACCUCGAUCUUGGAGGAGGGCAUCGAUGUGCCCAAGUGCAAUCUAGUGGUGCGCUGGGAUCCGCCCACCACCUAUCGCAGCUACGUCCAGUGCAAGGGGCGUGCCCGGGCUGCUCCCGCCUACCAUGUCAUUUUGGUGGCUCCCAGUUUUGAAACCCCGCCUGUAGAUUCUGUGGAGCUAACUGACGAGAGUCACCGCUUCAUCUGUGGCGCCCCAGCGGCAGGGGAAUCUCAAGAGGCGGAGAGCGAUUCCGACGAUUCGGCGAUACCCAAUUCGAUUGGAUCCGAUCCCUACACAUUUGGAACGGCUCGGGGUACGGUGAAGAUUCUGAAUCCCGAGGUCUUCAGCAAUCAGCCGCCCACAGCAUGCGACAUUCGGCUGCAGGAAAUCCAGGACGACCCUGGCGUCCAGAUGGACACCAGCAAUUCCAGCGACGAGGCCGUCAGCCUGAGCAACACCACCACCAGUGACAGCAGCGUGGAGCGGAAACCCAGGCAGCGAUUUCGGUGCGAACUGAGCGUCCAAUCAGAGUCUGAGGUGGCUAGUCCUUCAACCCAUACCGAAAAGUCUUCUGUAGAUGGACUCACAACCACAACAACGGAAUUGGUGCACCAGAUGGCCCAGUACCGGGAAAUCGAGCAAAUGCUCUUGUCCAAGUGCGCCAACACGGAGCCAUCGGAGCUGGAACAACAUGACGCUGAACGGUUUAGUGGUUGCCUGGCCGCCUACCGGCCCAAGCCUCAGUUGCUAACUGGAGCUUCAGUGGAUCUUGGCUCCGCCAUAGCCCUCAUCAACAAGUACUGUGCCCGUCUGCCCAGCGACACCUUUACGAAGUUGACGGCGCUGUGGCGCUGCACAAGGAGCGAACGAGCCGGCAAGACGCUAUACCAGUACACCUUGCGGUUGCCCAUCAAUUCGCCGCUAAAACACGACAUUGUGGGUCUUCCGAUGCCAACUCAGACCUUGGCUAGGCGACUGGCUGCUCUGCAAGCGUGCGCUGAACUUCACAGGAUUGGCGAGCUGGACGAUCAGCUGCAGCCCAUUGGCAAGGAGGGAUUCCGGGCCCUGGAGGCUGACUGGGAGUGCUUUGACUUGGAGCCGGAGGACGAGCAGAUUUUGCAGAUGAGCGACGAACCGCGACCUGGUACAACGAAACGAAGGCAGUACUACUACAAGCGCAUCGCAUCCGAGUUCUGCGACUGUCGUCCAGUGGCCGGGGCACCCUGCUAUCUAUAUUUCAUCCAACUUACCUUGCAAUGUCCCAUUCCCGAGGAGCAGAACACUCGUGGUCGCAAAAUUUAUCCACCCGAAGAUGCUCAGCAGGGAUUUGGCAUCCUCACCACCAAACGAAUCCCGAAACUGAGCGCCUUCUCCAUCUUCACCCGUUCGGGGGAAGUUAAGGUUUCCCUGGAACUGGCCAAGGAGCAAGUGGUGCUCACCAGCGAGCAGAUUGGCUGCAUUAAUGGAUUCUUGAACUACACGUUCACCAAUGUACUUCGACUGCAAAAGUUUCUCAUGCUCUUCGAUCCCGAUUCCACCGAAAACUGUGUCUUUAUUGUGCCGACGGUGAAGAUGCCCGCGGGCGGAAAGAUGAUCGACUGGAAGUUCCUGGACGUGAUCCAGGCUAAUGGGAAUACCUUGCCGCGGGAGGUACCCGAUGAGGAGCGAUUGGCGAAACCGUUCGAUGCCCAGUGCUUCCAGGACGCCGUUGUGAUGCCUUGGUAUCGCAACCAGGACCAGCCGCAAUAUUUCUAUGUGGCCGAGAUCUGCCCACACCUCUCACCGCUCAGCUGCUUCCCCGGGGAGCAGUAUCGCACGUUCAAGCACUACUACUAUGCCAAGUAUGGGCUCAACAUCCAAAACUCCUCCCAGCCUCUGCUGGACGUUGAUCACACCAGUGCCCGGUUGAACUUCUUGACGCCGCGGUAUGUGAAUCGCAAGGGCGUGGCCCUGCCCACCAGUUCGGAGGAGACGAAGCGGGCCAAACGCGAGAAUCUCGAACAGAAACAGAUCCUAGUACCCGAGCUGUGUACCGUGCAUCCAUUUCCCGCUUCAUUGUGGCGAACGGCCGUGUGCUUGCCCUGCAUCCUGUACCGCAUCAAUGGUCUCCUCCUCGCCGACGACAUUCGAAAGCAGGUGUCCACGGAUCUGGGAUUGGGCCAACAACAAAUCGAAGAUGAAGAGUUCCAGUGGCCUAUGUUGGACUUUGGAUGGAGUCUGUCCGAGGUUCUGAAGAAGUCUCGGGAGUCGAAGCAACGGGAUGUGGGCAAGGAUGUGGAAGUGAAUACUAAAGAGCCUAAAGGAGGCCAGGGGGAUGCCACGAAGAAGGACAUCAAAGUGGAGGCGCAAUCAAAUGAUGAUAAGAAGGAAAAGAGUGCCAACGAGCUGAUAAUCGAGGGAGAGCAGAAGCUCCAGGAGGCGGACGACUUUAUUGAGAUUGGCACUUGGUCGAAUGACAUGGCCGAUGAUAUAGCCAGCUUUAACCCCGGGGAUGACGAGGAGGAAGACGAUGCCUUUCUGCCAGUUCUCCCGGCCAACGUCAAGUUCUGUGAUCAGCAGACCCGCUACGGUUCGCCCACGUUCUGGGACGUGAAAAAUGGAGAGGGAGGCUUCAAGCAACCAAAGCGAAGCCAACAGCCCCAACAGGGUGGGAACAGCAAAGCGAAAGGUUCUGGCAAGCCCACCUACAACUACUACGACUCGGACAACUCCCUUGGCUCCAGCUAUGACGACGAUGACCACGGCGGACCUCUCAACUACAUGCACCACAACUACAGCACCGACGAUGAUGAUGUGGAGGAUGAGAUCGACGCGGGGCGCAUUGCUUUCACUUCCAAGAACGAGGCGGAGACCAUCGAGACGGCCCAGGAGGUGGAGAAGCGCCAGAAGCAACUCUCUAUAAUCCAGGCCACGAACGCCAACGAGCGCCAGUACCAAGAAACCAAGAAUCUGCUGAUUGGCUUCAAUUUCCAGCAGGAGUUGCGGGAGAGCUUGACGGUGUCUAGCGGCGAUUAUGAGCAAUCCAUAUCGAGGCUCCAGGAGGAGAUCAGAAACUGUGGCAUGCUGGUGCCUCACAGCGAGGAGCUAGUCCUCAAGCGGAAGGAUCCUGUGGAGGCCCAGCACGGUAAAGAUUCAAUGCUGGAGCUGUUGAAGCAAUUACUUCCAUAUGUUCAGGAGGAAGAACUGGCAAAGAGGCUUAUAAACAGGAAGAACUUCCAGCUGUCCGACUUGGUGGAGCUCAACGCAGAUUGGGUGGCCAGAAACGGGGAGGAGGUGCACCAAGUUCUCGGCUGUGGCGAUAGUUUCGACAACUAUAACGAUCACAACAGGCUGAAUUUGGAGAACAAGGAGCUAACAUUGCAAUACGAGCGGAAGAGCAUUCUUCCGGCAGUUCCCGAAAAGGCAACAUCAUUUUCGACGCUACCGAAGGGAUUCAGCUUCGACCGGCAGCCCGGUCUGGUGGGCCAUCCGGGACCAAGUCCCAGCAUUAUCCUCCAAGCACUCACCAUGUCGAACGCCAACGACGGCAUUAAUCUGGAGCGCUUAGAAACCAUCGGAGACUCCUUCCUAAAGUAUGCCAUCACCACUUACCUCUACAUCACCUACGAGAACGUGCAUGAGGGCAAGUUGAGCCACCUGCGCUCCAAGCAAGUGGCCAAUCUCAAUCUGUACCGUCUGGGGCGGCGGAAGCGGCUGGGAGAGUACAUGAUAGCCACCAAAUUUGAGCCGCACGACAACUGGCUGCCACCCUGUUACUACGUCCCCAAGGAGCUGGAGAAGGCUUUGAUUGAGGCCAAGAUUCCGACGCACCACUGGAAGCUGGCCGAUCUGCUGGACAUCAAGAACCUCAGCAGUGUACAGAUCUGCGAGCUGGUUCGCGAAAAAGCCGAGGCCCUGGGUCUGGAGCAGAACGGUCCGCAGAGCGGCCAGUUGGAUGACUCCAACGACAGCUGCAACGACUUCAGUUGCUUCAUACCCUACAACCUGGUGUCGCAGCACAGCAUCCCGGACAAGUCCAUAGCCGAUUGCGUGGAAGCUUUGAUUGGAGCUUACCUCAUCGAGUGUGGACCGCGGGGAGCCCUUCUGUUCAUGGCAUGGUUGGGCAUACGAGUUCUCCCCUUCACCAGGCAGCCAGCGGAGCAGGAGGAGGCCAAACGAGUUCCGGGGAGCAGCAAAUCGGAUGCGGAAGGGAUGGUCACCGUUUAUGGGGCCUGGCCCACGCCGCGUAGUCCUCUGCUGCACUUUGCCCCAAAUGCCACGGGAGAGCUGGACCAACUACUGAGUGGAUUCGAAGAAUUCGAGGCCAGUCUGGGCUACAAGUUCCGCGAUCGCUCCUACCUUCUCCAGGCCAUGACGCAUGCCAGUUACACCCCCAACCGUCUCACCGACUGCUACCAGCGACUGGAGUUCCUCGGGGACGCUGUUCUGGACUAUCUGAUCACUCGGCACCUGUACGAGGAUCCGCGCCAGCACUCGCCAGGUGCUCUGACAGAUUUGCGCUCCGCUUUGGUCAACAACACGAUCUUCGCCUCUCUGGCUGUGCGACAUGGUUUCCACAAGUUCUUCCGUCAUCUGUCUCCUGGACUGAACGAUGUCAUUGAUCGUUUCGUUCGAAUCCAGCAGGAAAACGGGCACAGCAUAAGUGAGGAAUAUUAUUUGCUAUCCGAGGAGGAGUGUGACGAUGCCGAGGACGUUGAGGUGCCCAAGGCCUUGGGCGAUGUUUUCGAGUCGAUCGCGGGUGCCAUCUUUUUGGAUUCAAAUAUGUCGUUGGAUGUGGUGUGGCAGGUUUACAGCAAUAUGAUGAGUCCGGAGAUAGAGCAAUUCAGCAACUCUGUGCCAAAGUCGCCCAUACGGGAGCUCCUUGAACUGGAACCGGAGACGGCCAAGUUCGGCAAGCCGGAGAAACUGGCCGACGGACGCCGGGUUCGCGUCACCGUCGACGUGUUCUGCAAGGGCACCUUCCGCGGGAUCGGACGCAACUAUCGGAUUGCCAAGUGUACGGCUGCCAAGUGCGCGCUGCGCCAACUCAAGAAACAGGGCUUGAUUGCCAAAAAGGACUAAUUAUUUUCGUAGCUGCGAUGAUAACGAUAAGGCCUAGUUUGAAAUAUAGUUCUUAUUCCAAUUUAAUGUCUAAGCAAGAAGUAAAGUCAAAAAUAUUCCAAAAAAGA